Messenger RNA from Cajanus cajan (pigeon pea), 2397 nucleotides. RefSeq names its product protein kinase family protein / peptidoglycan-binding LysM domain-containing protein (gene LYK4). Gene Ontology annotation, molecular function: ATP binding; protein kinase activity. The record is from RefSeq and is a predicted model, not a curated record. NCBI's taxonomy places the organism in Eukaryota, Viridiplantae, Streptophyta, Magnoliopsida, Fabales, Fabaceae. Gene Ontology annotation, biological process: protein phosphorylation.
CAAAGCAAUAGGCUGGAUAUUUCUCAGAAAUUGUAUUCCGUCUGAAACCAUGACCAACGAAUCAAAUAAUUCAAAAAAAGAAGAAAAGAAAACUUGAAACAGACACUGGCUAUUGUAUCCUUUAAUAAAGUGUUACAUAAUUGCUGGCUUCUUAUGUACAAAAAGGUAAAAAUAGUUGGUGGAUAAUUGCAUUCCCUGAGAAAUCGUUUGGUCACAACCUUCUUCUGCAAUAACAAUGCAUCUCUUUCCUUACACCCCUAUCAUCAUUUUCACCCUAUUGAUCCACAGCUUCUCAGUGAUUCUGGGGCAGCAACCUUACAUUGGUUUAGGCACAGUAGCGUGCCCUCGAAGGGGUAACAAAAAUUCUAUCCGUGGUUACACUUGUAAUGGUGCAAACCAUAGCUGCCAAACAUACCUUACCUUCAGAUCUCAACCCAUUUACAACUCUGUCUCCACAAUAUCCAGUUUAUUAGGUUCUGACCCUUCCCAGCUUGCUAAAAUAAACUCCGUUUCACUAAAUGAAACCUUUGAAACAAACAAGUUGGUGCUUGUUCCUGUAAACUGUUCCUGCGCAGGUGAGUAUUAUCAAACAAACACAUCCUAUGUGUUCCAGAAUGCAGAAACUUACUUCUUGAUUGCCAACAACACUUUUGAGGGUCUCACAACAUGUCAAGCUUUGGAGCAUCAAAACCGCAACCCUGCAGAUAUAUACCCCGGUAGAAAACUUUUAGUGCCUCUUAGAUGUGCUUGUCCAACAAAGAAUCAAACCGAGAAAGGCAUCAGGUACCUCUUAAGUUACCUAGUAAAGUGGGGUGAUUCUGUUUCACUUGUUAGUGAGAAAUUUGGUGUCAACUUUAUGACCACUCUUGAAGCUAAUACCCUUACUUUGACACAAUCCAUGAUCUAUCCGUUUACCACACUUCUAGUUCCUCUUCAUGAUAAGCCCUCUAGUUCUCAAACCGUUUCACCAACUCAACACACUCCACCACCCUCACCUCCCUCUUCUGAUAAAAGCUCAAACAAAACAUGGGUGUAUGUAGUUGUUGGAGUUAGUGUAGGAGCUAUUGCCUUGAUAUCAGCUCUCUGUGCUGUCAUUUUCUUCACACGCUAUCGCAAAAAUCAAAAGCAAGAUGGUUCAGUUUCGGCGGUAGCGUCCAAGAGUUUUGUGGCAAUUGAGAAAAAACCACAGGGGAAUAAGAAAGUAGAUGAAAAAUUGUCAGAGAUCAUAUCUGGCAUAGCUCAAUCUUUCAAGGUGUAUGGUUUUGAGGAACUACAGCGGGCAACAGAUGAUUUUAGUCCUAGCUUCUGGAUCCAAGGGUCUGUUUAUCGCGGUGUGAUUAAUGGUGAUUUGGCUGCAAUUAAAAAGAUAGAAGGAGAUGUGACAAAGGAGAUAGAGAUACUGAACAAAAUCAACCAUUCCAAUGUUAUACGCCUCUCUGGGGUUAGCUUCCACGAGGGGCGUUGGUACCUUGUGUAUGAGUAUGCUGCUAAUGGAGCCUUGAGUGAAUGGAUCUACUUCAACAACGUGGAUGGCAAGUUCCUAAGUUGGACUCAGAGAAUGCAAAUUGCAUUAGAUGUGGCCACAGGACUUGACUAUCUUCACAGUUUCACUUCUCCUCCUCAUAUCCACAAGGAUAUUAAGAGUAGUAACAUUCUUUUGGAUAGUGAUUUCAGGGGAAAGGUUGCAAACUUGAGCCUUGCUAGGUGUUUGGAAGGAGCAGAAGAUCAAUUUCCUGCGACAAGGCACAUUGUUGGGACAAGAGGUUACAUGGCCCCGGAAUAUUUGGAAAAUGGUCUUGUGUCUACAAAGCUUGAUGUGUAUGCUUUUGGGGUGCUUAUGCUGGAAAUGCUCACUGGAAAAGAGGUUGCUGCUAUCUUAACAGAAGAUGAGACAAACUUGUCACAUGUUUUGAGUACCAUACUUGGUGAGAAAAGUGACCAGGAAAGGUUGAAGGAGUUUGUGGAUCCCUCUUUGCAAGGAAAUUGUCCAUUGGAACUUGCUAUGUUUGUGAUUGAAAUGAUUGAUAAGUGCAUCAAUAAUGAUCCGGCCAAUCGCCCUAGUGUGCAUGAGAUUGUACAAUCUCUAUCAAGAACCCUGAACUCUUCACUGAGUUGGGAAAAGUCGGUGAACAUUUCUGGAAACUAGAGCUAUAGCAGGAUCUCUUGAUGCUACACCAGUUGAAUCAGGAUACAUCAAUAACUCUUAGUGUGUUUGUUCAACUAGUUUUUGUAGAUCAAAAUAUAUAAUACAUGUAGUUAUAAUUAAUGAAUUAGAAUUUGUUCGAUAACUAUCUUCAAGGGAUCUGCUGCUAAAGGACCUCACAAUUUCUCUGACAUCUCUUCCAUAAUGUAUAUUGUGAUUUUAUCAGAAAUUAAUGAAGUUGUGAUUUUAUUUCU